AUGAACGGAGGACCUAGUACACCCAACAAACCAGUACUGAGGUCGAUACUGACCGAUACAGAUUACGCAAGUCUGCGAGAUAUAUGUAGGAAUCCAAGAGAAAACCUCUCGACAAUUGGAUACACUGAGCAAAACAGACUGACCAUCCAAGAAAUCAAAGCUAUUCUUGACUGGCUGAGAUCCCACAAGGGCCUAUAUCUAGGAACCAAAUCAAACUACAAGAAAGAGAAUUGGAUUGAGGCGCUGAGGGCUGCCGUCUUUCCUGGUUAUGAAAGGACCGACGUCGCUGCACAAAGAUCCCCACAAAAUAUACACGUGCCCGAUCUCUCUCGCUCAUCAAGUGCUGCUCCAACACCACCAGCACCAGUUACCAUCAAUAUGGGUACUACCCUAGAACAAAUUGCCGCACGACCAUGGGAACAGCUGUUAGAAAGGAACUUUCACUCUUUCACAAACUACUUUUAUGUCAUUGAAGGCGAACUGGGUCGUACGGUCAUGAGUCCAAAUCAAGGAGCUCAAACCGUCAACAUCCGCCAUGAUCGCAACAACUAUCGCAUGCUCAAUCCAGAAUAUAAUCCAACAGAUCUUCCUGGAAUCUUCAGAUUCUCAAGAAAGAACCGUGUCUUCCUUUACGUGUGUGGGGCCGACUUCAAUCAAUACAAUCACUUUCCCGGGCCUCCAAGGACUCCGCAAGGCCCAGGGAGAAUUUUGACGGAAGGCUUGUUGGGGCAAUCAUAUGGUCAACUAUUACGAGUUAACGGGAUGAUAGUGAAUUUGAAGCUAACCAAAGGCAGUCUACUCCAACAAUAUGUCGAUAUCUCUGACAGUAUACCGGCUUCGAUGCCACAAGCAGAUAUAACGAGAGUUUCCUUGAAUCUUCCCGCUGUUGGGUGCAUGUUUGCAUUCGCAAUGAGAAAGAUGACUGACGACGAAAUGCUAUCAGUGUUGUAUGCACAAACUCUUAAACAUCUAGGGCAAAACUUCCUAAUAAUGCCGACCGACCCUCAACAACCCUUCUUUGAACGAUUACAAUUCAAACGCCCCACCUCACCUCUCAAAGAGCUUGUUUCCAAAUUGGAUGCCUUGUCUUGUGGAUCCAAGCUCAAUGAUGGAACAAUGGCUGGUGCUGAUGACGAAAUCCAAGCCGGUGAUACUCAGGUGACUUUCAAGUGUCCAGUCUCGUUGAUGAGGAUAGUGCACCCCGUCAAGUUUACCAAGUGCUCUCAUCUUCAAUGUACUGAUGCUUCGUCCAUGCUGUCGCUAAUGGUAGGGAAUCGCAAGGAGACAUGGAAGUGUGUAGUUUGCAACAAAGAAAGCUCUCCCAAGGAUUUGAUUAUUGAUGGCGCUUUCCGAGCUGCUCUCAAUCGCUAUCCAAAUGACGAAAGGUGUAUUGUUCAUCCCGACGGCAGUACAUCUCCCUUUUCAAGUCAACCUCCUCCCAUUACGGUCCACAAUGUACUUACUAGUGUUGAAGAUUCAAAGAUCAAUAUUCUUACUGAUGAUGGUGAUGAUGAUAUAGUCAUUACGAGCUUCACGAAGAAACCUGCAAAGAUCGUGGAAGUUAUCGAGAUCGAUUAA
Messenger RNA from Synchytrium microbalum, 1578 nucleotides. RefSeq lists its product as uncharacterized. The record is from RefSeq and is a predicted model, not a curated record. Gene Ontology annotation, biological process: protein sumoylation. The transcript is spliced from 12 exons. Lineage: Eukaryota; Fungi; Chytridiomycota; Chytridiomycetes; Synchytriales; Synchytriaceae. Bases 1 to 1578 code for a protein of 525 amino acids. Gene Ontology annotation, molecular function: SUMO ligase activity; zinc ion binding.